Messenger RNA from Aedes albopictus (Asian tiger mosquito), 5646 nucleotides. RefSeq lists its product as uncharacterized. Gene Ontology annotation, molecular function: nucleic acid binding; zinc ion binding. The record is from RefSeq and is a predicted model, not a curated record. Lineage: Eukaryota; Metazoa; Arthropoda; Insecta; Diptera; Culicidae. Gene Ontology annotation, biological process: DNA integration. Bases 1 to 5646 code for a protein of 1881 amino acids. The transcript is spliced from 4 exons.
AUGGCCAGUGAUUUGCGAACAUUGUUGAAGCGUGAACGCUUGCUUCAGCAAAAGGUGGCUAUCGUGGAGAAGUUUGUGAUAGCAUUUGACAAGGAUCGUGACGAGUGUGAAGUAGAAGUGCGACUUAAUGGCCUAGAAGAAGUGUAUGUGGAGUUUUUCGUGCUACGUGAGAAGAUUGAGUUGCUGAUGGAGGAUGAAGGGGACGAUGGAGACGACAUCGAUCCUGCUGAGAAGGAUGCAACUAACCGUGAACAACAGAAUUUUCUUGCCGCCGAAAACUUCGAAAACCGCUACUGCAAGUUGAAAGUUGCCCUGUUGAAACUGCUUCCACCAAAGGAUCCACCCCAGCGCAGCAGUGGAACCCCUGCUGAGCAAGCCACUACUCAUUCCAAGGUGAAGUUGCCGGAAAUAAGCUUACCUGUGUUUAGUGGAAAACUAGGAGAGUGGGUGAUGUUCCGUGAUACUUUCCGCAGCCUAAUCCAUCAAAACGGGCAGUUGAAUCCGAUGGAUAAAUUUACCUACCUGAGGACGUCGCUUACGGGAGAUGCUCUGAAGGAAAUCAACACCAUCGAACUCUCGGCUGCCAACUAUGAGGUUGCGUGGAAGGUUCUCCAAGAACGCUAUGAAAACAAGAAGCUGAUCGUUAAAGCGUAUUUGGAUGCGCUGUUUUCACUGGAGCCACUCAAGAAGGAGUCGUACGACGGACUGAAUCACCUCGUCAGCGAGUUCGAAAAGAACUUGCAGAUGUUGGACAAGGUAGGCGAGCAAACAGCCCAGUGGAGUACUAUUCUCGCCUACAUGCUUUGUGCCCGGAUGGAUACAGCGACGUUGCGUUUAUGGGAAGCGCACCAUAAUUCCAAAAACGUGCCGAAAUACCAGGAUUUGGUAACUUUCCUUCGCAAUCAGUGUUCCGUCCUGCAGUCAAUAGCUCCGUCGAAGUCUACCAGUUCCGAUCAACGCCAGUCGAAGAUUGCUGUGUGCCACGCUGUGGUGAAGAUGUCCAACAAAUGUCCAUUUUGUGGCGAGUCUUGGCAUUCUCCAUUUCACUGUACCAAGUUCCAGAAAAUGAAGGUCACGGAGCGCAACGAAGCGGUGAUGAAGAGCAAGCUGUGUCGGAACUGCCUGCAACCUGGUCAUUUCUCUAGGACGUGCGAUAAAGGUGUCUGUCACCACUGCCGGCAGAAACACCACACCAUGCUGCACUUCACCCCGGUAAGAUCCUCCGUUCCACCCGCGCAGACGAGAAAUCAAGAAGCCAGCCCACAACAACGUCAACCACAAUCAAACCCACAGCAACCGAACCAACAAGCACACACUCAGUCAAACAAUGCACCCACACACACUGCCAACUCACAAAUUAAUAGACCACAGCCAAGCACAAGUCAAGCAAACACAAGCCACAACUACGUUGCACUACCCAAGACACCUACCCACAAUAUUCUUUUGUCAACGGCACUCGUACGAGUCAAAGACCGUUUUGGAAACAUUAUGCUCGCUCGAGCUUUGUUGGAUUCUUGCUCCCAACAUUGUCUCAUGACUAAGGAGUUCUUGAACAAGCUCAAGUUCCGAGUCUCCCCCACAUUCUUAUCAGUGCAAGGCAUUGGGUCUGCACAGAGUGUGUCUACCAAGCGAGUGAGCGCAGAAGUUUCUCCAAGGUCGCGAAUGAUUUCUCCGUUCGAAGAAGAGAUGCAGUUUUUCGUCUUGCCGAAGCUGACUGUUUCGCUGCCGACCUCCAGUUUCAACCCAUCGGAAUGGAACCUUCCUGAGUCGACGUUCAUGGCGGAUCCAGACUUCUACGAAUCUGGGCCGGUGGAUGUGAUAAUCGGGGCGGAGUACUACCUGGACUUGUUGGCCGAUGGACGGCUGAAAGCGACGGAGAGUGGACCUACACUGCAGAACACUGUUUUCGGCUGGAUCGUUUCUGGUCGAGUUCCGCAUAUCCCAAUCAGCGAACCACGUUCCGUAGUCAACGUUUGUUCUACAACGGAGUUGCAAGACCAGCUAACUAAAUUCUGGGAGAUUGAAACCUGUCGUACGGUCAGCAAUCAUUCCGUGGAAGAAUAUGCUUGCGAGGAGAUUUUUGCGAAGACGACAGUGCGCCACGAAACUGGGCGAUUCAUCGUUACACUACCGAAGAAGGAUUAUCUCGUUGAGAGGCUAGGCGAAUCAAGAUCCAUUGCCAUUCGACGACUGAACAGCUUGGAGCGGCGAUUGUCGGUGAACCCCGAAUUGCGAACACAAUACCCCGACUUCAUCCAAGAAUACCUGGAUAUGGGUCACAUGGUGGAGGUUUCUGAGGACUGUGAAGGAGUUGCAUACUACAUGCCUCAUCAUGCUGUCCUGAAGCCAGAGAGCACAACAACCAAACUACGAGUUGUGUUUGACGCUUCGUGCAAGACCUCAACAGGAGUGUCGCUCAACGAGGCAUUGAUGGUCGGUCCCGUAGUGCAAGAUGAGCUAAUCAACAUAAAUCUCCGAUUCCGUCUUCAUCGUUAUGCUGUCGUUGCGGAUGUGGCGAAAAUGUAUCGCAUGAUAACUGUUUCUGGUCCUGAUCGAAAACUGCAGAGGAUCGUGUGGAAGGGCAACACCGACCAAGAAAUUCGAACGUUCGAGUUGGCGACAGUGACGUAUGGAACAGCGUCCGCACCAUAUCUCGCUACUAGGUGUCUGGUGCAAUUAGCAGAAGAGGAAAAGGAAUCCCAUCCCAUGGCAGCAGCCGUUCUGAAGGAAGACUUCUACGUCGAUGACAUGCUGUCAGGAGUCGACGAGAUAGAUGAAGGAAAGCAGUUUGUCGAAGAAAUGGUGGAUUUGAUGCAGUCUGGUGGUUUUACAUUCAAGCGUUUCCACUGUGAAAACGCUAGGGCUACAGUGGGAACCACGAACAGAUGCUUCAGCACUCCGAAGUGGAACGAGUCAGAUGCUGUAACCAAGCGGACAGUUUUGUCGGAUAUCUCCCGUUUGUUCGAUCCGUUGGGAUUGAUCGGUCCAGUCAUCGUUCAAGCAAAGCUGUUCGUACAGGAGCUCUGGGAGCGUGAAUGCAGCUGGGACACUCCAUUAAGCGAAGAGUUGAAGGAAAGAUGGCUAGAGUACCGCAGAAACAUGAUCGGCUUGGACGGAAUCACGGUUCCACGUUGGAUUGGAGUCACAAAGUCACUGGAAUCCGUCGAACUACAUGGGUUCUGUGAUGCUUCACGAAAGGCAUACGGCGCGUGCAUUUAUAUCCGAACCGUUGCAAAUGAUGGUACCGUAGACGUACGGUUGCUUACAGCGAAAUCUCGAGUUGCUCCACUAGAGAAUCUCAAGAAGAAGAAGAAGUCACUCUCCACUCCACGACUCGAGCUUUCCUCGGCACUGUUACUCGCACAUCUCUACGAGAAGGUUAUCGACAGCAUCCACAUGACCGUGGAAUCGCAUUUCUGGACAGAUUCGACGAUUGUGAAAUACUGGCUGGCGUCAGUUCCCUCCAGAUGGAAAGAAUUCGUCAGCAACCGUGUAUCGGAGAUCCAGCACGUCACCAAGGCCGGGACCUGGAAUCACGUUCCCGGAACAGAGAACCCAGCAGACAUCAUUUCUCGGGGCAUGGCACCCCCACAGCUACAGUACGAGUCCCUCUGGUGGCAUGGACCUCACUGGCUACUCCAAGACCGAGCAAACUGGCCAAAUUCUGAACCGGACACAAGUCAACUUCAGCCGUCGAUUCUGGAGGAAAAGGGAGCUAUUUCGGCACUGUUGCCCAGCGCGGAGCCUAGCGAAAUCUUCAGUCGUCGGUCAUCACUAACAGAUCUUGUGACGCUGGUAGCCUUCCUGCAACGGUUCUGCUUCAAUGCGAGAGCCACAAAUCGGGAGCGUCGCAAGCAAGCUCAUCUUACGCUCGCCGAACGUGACGCAGCGCUUCGUUUGCUAGUUUGCCUCGCCCAGAACGAAUCCUUUCCGCAAGAAUACGCCGAAUUGUCACGUGGUCGUACGGUUCAAGGUUCCUCCCGUAUCGCUUCACUGAAUCCCAAGAUGGUAGAUGGCAUUAUUUGCGUCGGCGGCCGGUUGCGGAACGCCAAGGUUCCUGCAGGCCGAAAACACCCAUAUGUCAUUGAUCAUCGUCAUCCGUUCACCACGCUCGUCAUGGCUGAAUACCAUCAGAAUCUGUUCCACGCGGGCCAACAACUACUAGUGUCGUCUGUUCGUGGAAAAUACUGGCCGACAAAUGCUCGCAAUGUAGCUCGAAAGGUUAUCCACGACUGUGUUCGCUGCUUCCGUGUCAAACCGAAGAUUCACGAGCAACUGAUGGCGGAUCUUCCGUCAGAGAGGGUUACACCUUGUAGUCCCUUCCAACGCGUCGGCAUUGAUCUGUGUGGACCAUUCCAAAUGAAAUAUCCUCAGCGUUCUGCCCGUCCCGUGAAAUGCUUUGUCGUCGUUUUCGUCUGCCUGGUAACGAAGGCAGCCCACCUGGAAUUGGUAGCUGAUCAAACGUCUCAGGCAUUCCUAGCUUCCCUCAGACGUUUCACGUCACGACGCGGAAGACCGUCUCUCAUCAUGUGUGACAACGGCAGAAAUUUCAUCGGGGCCAAUCGAGAGUUGACAGAACUGAAGAAGCUCUUCAUCGACCAGCAGUUCCAGAACACCGUGGUCAGAGAAACAGCGAACGACAAUAUAGAGUUUCGUUUCAUCCCCGCCCGCUCCCCAAACUUCGGAGGAUUGUGGGAGAGCGCAGUGAAGUCCUUCAAAACACUGUUGAAACGAACCAUCGGGGCAAGAACCCUGCAGUACGACGAGUUCCAGACACUGCUCACGCAGAUUGAGGCAGUUCUAAACUCUCGCCCGCUCACUCCGGUUAGCAACGACCCCAGUGACUACGAGGCUCUAACACCGGGUCAUUUCCUCAUCCAACGUCCGUUGGCAGCGAUUCCGGAGCCGAACCUUGAUGGCUUACCGGAAAACCGAUUGUCUGCAUGGCAAACCGUGCAGCAUUUUGUGCAACUCUUGUGGAGGAAAUGGUCCACUCAAUAUUUAUCCAACCUGCAUAACCGCACGAAGUGGACCAAGAAGCGAGACAACGUGAAGGUCGGAACGAUGGUGGUGUUGAAGGACGAGAAUCAGCCACCGUUGAGUUGGCUUCUGGGUCGAAUAACCGAGGUACACACUGGAGCAGACGGAAAUAUUCGGGUAGUGACUGUUCGAACGAAGGAUGGCAGCUACAAACGAGCAAUCUCGAAGGUCUGCAUCCUUCCAAUCAGCGACAAUUUCCAAUCGUCAGCAGGGGAGAACCAGGACUCCUCCACCGGCGGAGGUCGAAAGGCCUCCGCAGACCAGUUAACCACAUUCCGUCCUCGUUUCCAGUCCAAGAAACGAUGGAAGUCAGUCACUAUUCAAUCCGGUCUCUCCAAUUAUCGAGCACCGCCGACGGUGGCCACAGGGGCCCCGUCUUGUCAUCAUCGAAGACGAACCACCACCACGGAGAGCAACCGAGUACACAAACCAUCCAAAGGUUCAACGUACCGCGUCAGCAUCCACGCGUACAGAGCAUCUACCAACCGAAGAGUCACUAUCCACAAACCUACAACGAAGAAGAUCCCAAUUAAGCUCGAUGAAGCACAGCAGCGAGAAAGAUCCAGCAUCCAGGUCCAGAGCAAAUCCAUCCCACGUCCAUCAUGA